AUGACCCAACUACCAGACCCCACGGUCGACCUCGACUGGUCGGGCUACGUCGGCUCAAUCCAGGAGCAUUUCAAGGCCCAAGCCGAGGCGCACCCCGAACGUCCUUGUGUCAUCGAGACCAAGUCGUCUACCACGCCCGAGAGGAGUUUUACCUACCACCAAAUUUACGAGGCUGCCAACACCCUGGCCUGGUAUCUACACAAUGCCGGCGUUACCAAUGGGGACGUGGUCAUGAUCUGGGCCCACCGCUCCGUCGACCUGGUGGUGGCCCUGAUGGGCAUUCUGGCUUCUGGCGCGACAAUGACCGUGCUCGAUCCCGCCUACCCUCCGGCAAGACAGCAAAUCUACCUCGAAGUCUCCCAGCCCCGCGCCUUACUAAGGAUUGGCCGAGCCACCGACGAGAACGGGCCCCUGGCGCCCUUGGUUCAGAAGUACAUCGAUGACGAACUAUCACUCAAGACUGACGUUCCUGACCUCCGACUCGGGGACGACGGUGUGCUCUACGGCGGCGAAGUUGACGGCCAGGAUAUCUUUGCUAGUGUGAGGCAACUCGCGUCCUCUCCUCCCGAUGUCAUUGUCGGCCCUGACUCAAAUCCUACACUCUCCUUCACAUCUGGCAGCGAAGGGCGCCCCAAGGGUGUAUUGGGCCGUCACUUCAGCUUGGUGAAGUACUUUGGUUGGAUGGCUGAGCGCUUCAGCCUCUCCUCCAAGAGCCGAUACACCCUCCUGUCCGGAAUUGCCCAUGAUCCCGUGCAGCGUGACAUCUUCACGCCCUUGUUCCUCGGGGCGCAGCUCCUAGUACCGUCCAGAGAAGAUAUUCAGCACGAGAAACUCGCCGAAUGGAUGCGCGAGCACAAGCCAACCGUCACACACCUCACACCAGCCAUGGGCCAGAUUCUGGUAGGCGGCGCUUCCGCCGAGUUUCCUAGCCUCGAGCAUGUCUUUUUUGUGGGCGAUGUGUUGACCACAAGAGACUGUCGUGCCCUCCGUCGCCUGGCCGCCAACGCCAACAUUAUCAACAUGUACGGGACAACCGAGACACAGAGGGCCGUCAGCUACUACGAAAUUCCGAGCCGGACAAGGGAGCCUGACUACCUGGACAAACUUAAGGACACCGUCCCCGCCGGCAAGGGGAUGCAGAACGUCCAGCUACUCGUCGUCAACCGGGAGAACCGAACCGAAAUGUGCAAGGUGGGCGAGGUGGGCGAGAUCUUUGUCCGGGCCGCCGGUCUUGCUGAAGGUUAUCUGGGAGACCAAGCGUUGAACGAACAGAAGUUCCUCAUGAAUUGGUUCGUCGACAACCAAACGUGGGUCGACGCGGACCUGAAGGCCAGCAAAGACGAGCCCUGGCGGCGCUAUUACAAGGGGCCUAGGGACAGAAUGUACCGGACAGGAGACCUCGGACGCUAUCUCGAGUCAGGAGACGUCGAAUGCGUCGGCCGUGCUGACGACCAGGUAAAGAUUCGCGGCUUCCGCAUCGAGCUGAACGAUAUCGACAGCAAUCUGAGCCAGAAUCCUCUCAUCCGCGAUUGCAAGACUCUCGUGAGGAGAGAUCGUAACGAGGAGCCUACCCUCGUGAGCUAUAUCGUUCCCGAAAACAAGGAAUGGCAACGCUGGCUCCGUGACCGCGGCCUGGCCGACGUCGAGGAUGCAGGCGUCGAAAUGGGCUCUGUUACAGUCUUCCUGAAGAAGUACAGGAGGAUGCAGACCGAGGUGCGCGACCAUUUGAAAACCCGGCUACCGACAUACGCCGUGCCCACCAUCUACAUCGUCCUCAACAAACUGCCACUAAACCCCAACGGAAAGAUUGACAAGCCAAACCUCCCCUUCCCUGAUGUUGCUGAGCGCGUCGAGGAUGCCUCAGAGGAAGACCUGAAGAGCUGGGAGUCCCUUACCGAAACCGAGCAGACUGUGGCACAGCUGUGGGCGGAUGUCAUCCGCGGCUUGAACCCAAAGACCAUCCAGAGGGAGAACGGGUUUUUCGACCUCGGUGGGCACAGUCUGCUCGCCCAACAGUUUCUCUUGACCGUUCGUAAGAGUUUGGAUACCGAUGUCCCGAUCAACACACUCUACGAACACCCUAGCCUAGCCGGUUUUAGUGCUCAGGUUGACAAAAUCCGGACCAACGACACGAGCGCUGUGGGCCCUGAAGCCGGGGAGGCUGCCUACGCCAAAUCCCUGGAUGAGUUGCUGCAUCAGCUACCCGAAAGGUACCAGACCGCCGACAGCGGAGCGCUCGGUUCGGCUGAGCAGCUGACUAUCUUCCUCACCGGUGCGACUGGCUUCUUGGGAUCCUAUCUGGUGCGCGACGUUCUUGAGCGGACGGCGCGGAAUGUCAAGCUCAUUGCACACGUUCGGGGUGUCAAGGAGCCGUCAGCCGCGCUUGCGCGUCUCCAGAGAUCCCUUCAAGGAUACGGUCUGUGGAAAGAGGAAUGGGUAGGGAGGCUCAGCGCUGUUGUGGGCGACCUAUCCAAGCCCCAGCUGGGUAUGGACGACGCCACAUGGCAAGCACUUGCGGAGGAGGCCGAUGUCGUAAUACAUAACGGCGCCACCGUCCACUGGGUCAAGCGGUACCAGGACAUGAUGGCAGCAAACGUUCUCUCCACCGUCGACGCUAUGCGGCUGUGUAACGAAGGGAAGCCGAAAGCCUUUUCCUUCGUCAGCUCGACCAGUGUUCUAGACACGGACUAUUAUAUCCAUUUGUCAGACCAACAAACUAGCACCGGCCAGGGGGCCAUUAUGGAGGAAGAUGACAUGAGUGGGAGCCGAUCCGGCCUUGGCACGGGCUACGGCCAAACCAAGUGGGUAUCCGAGCAGCUAGUCCGAGAGGCCGGCAAGCGCGGCCUUCUUGGGUCGGUCGUAAGGCCCGGCUACAUCUUGGGCGACUCUGAAACCGGCGUCUGCAACGUUGAUGACUUCCUCAUCCGCAUGCUCAAGGGCUGCAUCCAGUUAUCCUCUCGGCCCCACAUCAUCAACACGGUCAACGCUGUCCCAGUCAACCACGUCGCGCGUGUCGUGGUCGCGUCCGCUCUCAACGCGCUACCGGGCGGUGUCCACGUCGUCCACGUCACGGCCCACCCGCGCCUGCGCAUGAGCGAGUACCUCUCUAUCCUCGAGUUCUACGGCUACACGACGCCCGAGGUCACGUACGCGGCGUGGAAGGAGGAGCUCGAGAAGUUCGUGUCGGCCGGCGCGUUGGAGAAGGACCAGGAGCAGCACGCACUCAUGCCCCUGUACCACUUCUGUAUGAACGACCUGCCGGCCAACACGCGCGCCCCUGAGAUGGACGACCGGAACGCCGUGGCUAUUCUCAAGGCCGAUGCGGACCGCUGGACAGGUGUCGAUGACAGCACGGGCCACAGCGUCAGCAGGGAGGAUGUCGGCAGGUAUCUCGCGUAUCUGGCCGAGAUCAAGUUUGUUGGCCGCCCCAGCGGGAGGGGCAGGGCGCUGCCGGAGUUGAAGCCCGAGGUGUUGGCCGCGCUGGCCCUGGGCGCCACUGGUGGGCGUGGCGGUGCGCCUUAG
Messenger RNA from Chaetomium globosum CBS 148.51, 3522 nucleotides. RefSeq lists its product as uncharacterized. Bases 1 to 3522 code for a protein of 1173 amino acids. Gene Ontology annotation, biological process: L-lysine biosynthetic process. The transcript is spliced from 3 exons. Lineage: Eukaryota; Fungi; Ascomycota; Sordariomycetes; Sordariales; Chaetomiaceae. Gene Ontology annotation, molecular function: L-aminoadipate-semialdehyde dehydrogenase [NAD(P)+] activity; phosphopantetheine binding. The record is from RefSeq and is a predicted model, not a curated record.